CGAACACAGAAAUCUAUGACGUCACAUAUUUUGUCUCUUUAUCCUUGUGUAGAAAACAAAGUUUACUCAUAAUAUUCUUGCAAUUUCUGCAACAGAACACACGACGCCUUUUUCAACGACAGACAAGUGAAAGUGCUCAUCAAGAAAUAUCAAUCUAACAUCAUGGCCACAUGUACCAGCAAAGGCUUGAGGUCCAGACCAGAGAAACAGCAUUAUGUGAUACCUGCAAAACGCAAUAUCGACAAGUUGAUUGAUGAACAGCGUAUUUUGAGUGUGAAGCUCUCCAACGCACAUACCGAAGAUACUCCACAGCCUACAGAAACAUUGCACUCGCCAGUUUCCCGGAAACAGAGGCAUGUCAGCUUCAAGGAGCCGCUUGAGGUCGUUUCUGUCAUUAUUGAGCCAGAGGAGGAGACCUUUACCAGAACAGAGAAGCACCGCCACCCCUCUGGGGACUCUGGUAUUGGAUCAUUGAACCUAGACUUGUGUGUUGAGGACAGUACCAGACUUACCAGUGAUGUUGCUCAGUACCCAGACAGCCAUAGGAAGCUCCUCAUCAAGGCUCACACAGACAUGUCUUCCUUGACUGAGAAGGAGAAGAGGAGUGUACUGAGGAUGUUGCUUGUCCAGGUGUGGAGGAAAGAGGGAUUCGAGGAGAAAGCUGCUUACACUUGUUCAUGUCUCAUACAGAGAGAGGUGGAUUCGGAACAAGACGACUCCUUCUGUAGAGUGGUAGAGACAAGUUGUUCUGGCCUCAUCCGAGACUCCGCCACGCUGAAGGACCAAUUUCACCAGUGGAAGAAGUUCAUCACCUUCCUGCAUCAUCUGUCCUGCAACAUGAAAUCUAUGGAACUCCACAACCGUCUCCAGUGUUUGGUGUCCCACGCUCUGAAUGUUACCCUAGCCCUUCUUCUACCGUGAUACUUUACCACUGUGAUAGAGUGUCUUGUGACUGAUCUCUGGUUGUGUUACACUUGUAUAAAUUUCAAUAUUGAUUUUUACAGACCAACAGAGACAUCUCGUGUUACCUUCUACGAUUGUCCAUCAUUGGUAUUUGUAUACAUUAAUCAAAAACCUGAAUGUGGCGAUUGGACAGUUGCAUUAGAUUUUCAAGCUAUAGAAUGAGUACUAGAUCAUUACAAGUAAAUUAGUCUCUGUUCAGUUAAAAAUGUACGUGUACAAUUCUUCUCAUGUUUAUUUUCCUCUCACACUACACCAACUACUAUAAACAGUGCUAUUCUGUUAAGGCCUAUGUUAUACCAACAAGUAUACAAUUAAUGUACUAAAAGUUGAAAAUGUGACAAUUUUCAGGUGCUUGGUAUGUAUAUAUAUAUAUAAUUUUUAAUUGUUUUAUUUUUAGAUGAUGAUUUACUGUUGUAUAUAGUGCUGAAAAACACUUAAGGUUGAAGUCAAGGAACCAAGAAUGUGCCUUUCGAUUUAUUGUUUUCUGUGAAUACUCUGAAAAAUGUGUUUAGUUAGUGUUAUACUGGUAAUGUUCUGUGAUAUAUCUUGUGAAGGGAUGAGGAUUUGUUAUAUAAUUAUGAUCUAGAAUAUUUCUAGUUAUCUCAUUAAAUUUUACUAUCGGGUCCAACUCAAAGUAAAUCUUGAAAUGAAAGUGAUUGUGAAAGUGAUGUUUUAGUUUCUGAAGUAUGAUUAUGAAAGUAAGAAGUUCCUGAAGUGUGAUGGAUUUUAAGUUAGGUAGUCCAUGCAGUUAUAAGGUAUUUGAGUGAUGUAUUCCAUGCUGUUAUGAGAUAUUUGAGUGAUGUAUUCCAUGCUGUUAUGAGAUAUUGGUGAUGUAUUCCAUGCUGUUAUGAGAUAUUGGUGAUCUAGUCCAUGCUGUUAUGAUCAUGAGGUAUCAGAGAUUAGUCCAUGUUAUGAUAUAUGGUGAUCUGUUCUAUGUGGUUAUGAGGUAUUGUUGGUCUAGUCCAUGAUGUUGUGAGGUAUCAGUGAUCUAGUCCAUGAUGUUGUGAGGUAUCGGUGAUCUAGUCCAUGAUGUUAUGAGGUAUCAGUGAUCUAGUCCAUGAUGUUGUGAGUUAUCAGUGAUCUAGUCCAUGAUGUUGUGAGUUAUCGGUGAUCUAGUCCAUGAUGUUAUGAGGUAUCAGUGAUCUAGUCCAUGAUGUUAUGAGGUAUCAGUAAUCUAGUCCAUGAUGUUGUGAGGUAUCAGUGAUCUAGUCCAUGAUGUUAUGAGGUAUCGGUGAUCUAGUCCAUGAUGUUAUGAGGUAUCAGUGAUCUAGUCCAUGAUGUUAUGAGGUAUCAGUGAAGUAGUCCAUGAUGUUAUGAGGUAUCAGUGAAGUAGUCCAUGAUGUUAUGAGGUAUCGGUGAUCUAGUCCAUGAUGUUAUGAGGUAUCAGUGAUCUAGUCAAUGAUGUUAUGAGGUAUCCAUGAUCUAGUCCAUGAUGUUGUGAGGUAUCAGUGAUCUAGUCCAUGAUGUUGUGAGGUAUCAGUGAUCUAGUCCAUGAUGUUGUGAGGUAUCCGUGAUCUAGUCCAUGAUGUUGUGAGGUAUCAGUGAUCUAGUCCAUGAUGUUGUGAGGUAUCAGUGAUCUAGUCAAGGUGUUGUGAGGUAUCAGAGAUUAGUCCAUGAUGUGAGAUAUCGGUGAUCUAUUCUAUGUGGUAUUGUUGAUCUAGUCCAUGUAGUAUGUUAGUUUUAUCUAUAUGCCAUCACAGGAACUGUUCUUACUGGUUGUAAGAUAUUGUUUUUUGUAAUGUGUUUGGUUUAACAUAGUUUUAGUAAUGGUCAAGCAGUUGUUCAUUAAGUUUUAGUAAUUGUUGAUUAUUAAGUUUUAGUUAUUGUAGGUGUACAGAGAAUGUUUUAGUUAGGACUAGGGUGCUAACCAUUCCAUGUUCUAUAAUCAUUUCACAUUUAUCUCUUGAUCAGGGAAUUAAAAUUUUGAUGAUAUAAAAUGUGUCUGCUGUUGUUGAUGGUUUCUCCACAAGUUUGGAAAUGGCUGUAUAUAUACAUGUGCAUGUACCUAGUUUGUAAUUUUGUUAAUUAUUUUACUCCAUCAUCUGUGGUUUAAGGCUAUUUUCAGAAUUUGAAGAUCCAUCAAACUAGCGAUAUCAGGGACAUCUGUUAUUAUGAUAUUCAUGACAUAUCUUAACAAAUAAAGAUAACUCUGGGCGUCCUGCAAUGUACAGUUUAUUUUUCAACAAUUUCUUCAUAUCAACAUAGGCAUUCUCAGAUCUCUCAGAUAAUUUGCUGUCCUUGCUUUAAGACAACAUUAGAUAUAUUCUAAUUAGCAUUUCACACCUAGUCGACUAUCCAGACAUAGUAAACCUUAUUACUUAGGACUAUGUUCACACCGAGUCGACUGGUAUCUAGACAUGUAGUCAACCUUGAUCUCUUUAUAUAGGACGAUGUUUACACCGAGUCGACUGGUAUCUUGACAUGUAGUCAGCUGCUUUAUAUAGGACAAUGUUCACACCGAGUCAACUGGUAUCUAGACAUGUAGUCAGCCUCUUUAUAUAGGACGAUGUUCACACCGAGUCGACUGGUAUAGAUCUAGAGUCUAGACAUGUAGUCAACCCCUUUAUAUAGGAUGAUGGUCACACCGAGUCGACUGGUAUCUAGACAUGUAGUCAGCCGCUUUAUAUAGGACGAUGUUUACACAGAGUCGACUGGUAUCUUGACAUGUAGUCAGCCUCUUUAUAUAGGAUGAUGUUCACACCGAGUCGACUGGUAUCUAGACAUGUAGUCAGCCGCUUUAUAUAGGACAAUGUUUACACCGAGUCGACUGGUAUCUAGACAUGUAGUCAGCCUCUUUAUAUAGGACAAUGUUUACACCGAGUCGACUGGUAUCUAGACAUGUAGUCAGCCUCUUUAUAUAGGACAAUGUUCACACCGAGUCAACUGGUAUAGAUCUAGAGUCUAUACAUGUAGUCAACCUCUUUAUAUAGGACGAUGGUCACACCGAGUCGACUGGUAUCUUGACAUGUAGUCAGCCUCUCUAUAUAGGACGAUGUUUACACCGAGUCGACUGGUAUCUAGACAUGUAGUCAACCUCUUUAUAUAGGACGAUGGUCACACCGAUACGACUGGUAUCUUGACAUGUAGUCAACCUCACAUAUAACUGUUCCCCAGCAGUGUGUCUGUACAAUUUUUUCCUAAUUGAAAAAUGAAAAUUUUAAAUUCCUUAUUUUAAAUAAAUUCUGGAAGAAAUAACUCGUUUGGAACCAUGGAAUCAAACUUGGCAUCAUCAUAGAGGAGGAAUGUAUUGUUGCCAAUACAUUAUGCAUGUCACGAUACUUAGCACCCACGGCUAUCCCUAGACUUUAUCACA
This is a messenger RNA of Pecten maximus, 4276 nucleotides long. RefSeq lists its product as uncharacterized. The record is from RefSeq and is a predicted model, not a curated record. Bases 163 to 921 code for a protein of 252 amino acids. The transcript has 6 exons. Lineage: Eukaryota; Metazoa; Mollusca; Bivalvia; Pectinida; Pectinidae.